CAAAACCAACCUAUAUAAAUAGAAAACCAACACCUAAUUUUGAAAAUCAAUCAAAUAUAAUUGAGAGUCGACGUUGGUUUGAUCAACCACUUGGUGAUCAAAAUUUACUUCCUGUACAUGAUGGUCGAUAUGGUCUUAUUGCCGGUACAUCCACUAAUGAGUAUAUAUUAAACAGUCAAUUACCUGAUAAUGAUUAUGUAGAACACGAUCCACGUGUAUGUAUAACUUUAUUUCUAAAUUGUCCAUUUAAUCAUAGAAGAAACUAA
Molecule: messenger RNA, 266 nt
Organism: Rotaria sordida
Lineage: Eukaryota; Metazoa; Rotifera; Eurotatoria; Philodinida; Philodinidae
Source: the annotation of a GenBank genome assembly